Amphiprion ocellaris (clown anemonefish) is the source of this 4217-nucleotide messenger RNA. RefSeq names its product calcineurin-like phosphoesterase domain containing 1 (gene cpped1). The record is from RefSeq and is a predicted model, not a curated record. Bases 127 to 1074 code for a protein of 315 amino acids. The transcript has 6 exons. Lineage: Eukaryota; Metazoa; Chordata; Actinopteri; Pomacentridae. Gene Ontology annotation, molecular function: hydrolase activity.
CCGAUUGUCUCCAGUCCGAGCUAGCCGCGGGGACAGCUGGAGUCACACAGUCCAUACACAACAGUCCCACCCGGAGGCACGACUCUCCAGUCGCACAGUAGUUUGCGCGGACAACCAGCUGACAGCAUGGCUGAGAGUGAGAACAUAUUUCUCAGGGCGAAACACCGGACAUUCAGUGGACUGACUGAAGAUGCACAGUGUGAGUGGAAGGGACCAUUUUGCUUCAUCCAAGCUGCAGACCCCCAGCUUGGCCUGAUGAAGGCCUGGAGGGAUGGCGACUGCGAUGGCGGUGGGGAAGAAUGGGCCGAGGAAGUUGAGCUCACGAAACAGGCUGUGGAGGCUGUUAACCAGCUCAGACCAAGGCCGAAGUUCAUGGUGUUGUGUGGUGACCUAGUCCACGCCAUGCCGGACACACCAUUCAGAGAUGGACAGGAGCGAGACCUGAAGGCGGCCCUGAAGGGGACGGAUCCCUCCAUCCCGCUGGUGUUUGUCAGUGGGAACCAUGACCUGGGGAACACUCCCACCCCCAGCACUGUGGAGCAGUACUGCAAUGCUUGGGGGGAUGACUAUUUCAGCUUCUGGGUGGGUGGAGUUCUCUGCCUGGUUCUGAACUCCCAGUUGUUCUACGACGCCUCGGCCUGCCCUCAGCUGAAGGAGGCUCAGGAGACCUGGCUGGAGGCGCAGCUGAGCAGGGCCUCCUCCUCCUCCUCAACGGACCCCAAACCCAAACACGUCCUGGUAUUCCAGCAUAUUCCUCUGUACCUGGAGAGUCCAGAUGAAGAGGAACAAUACUUCAACCUGCAGAGGGUAGUCAGACAAAACCUGCUGGACAGGUUCAAGAAGGCAGGGGUGAAGGCAGUGUUCUCCGGUCAUUAUCACCGAAAUGCCGGUGGUUGCCACGGUGGCCUGGACAUGGUCGUAAGCUCAGCCAUCGGCUGCCAGCUUGGCGAUGACACCCACGGCGUCAGGGUGGUGGUAGUGACUGCCGACAGCGUCAUCCAUCGCUACCACAGCCUGGAGCAGCUGAGAGUGCAAGGCAUGGAUGAGGAUCUCAGGAAACUCCUGCAGGCUUGAGGGCCGGCUGAGGGAAAAGCAGAGAAGCUCGGAUUGUCAACAACAAAGCUGGGUAUUUUGUUGAUUGAUUUGGUUUAAUUUACAUUUUGGAGCCUCCUGCAGAUUCAUGCAUUGGUCAACUCAGCAUUGUGUGAUCUUAAAAUCAGUCAUGCAGAAACUCCUAAUAGAUCACUUGCUCCAAUGUGACAAACUUAAACUUUAAACUUAUGAACUACCAGAAGCGGUUGACCAGUGGGCCAGUCUCAAAGUAGGAAUAACGUCAUUAUGUUGUAGCACAUACUUAACAUUUGAUCAGAAAUGAGCCAAAAGUAGUGAAUUCAAACCAGCAAAAAUGAGGCGACAUGCCAAUCACACAUUUUAAAAUGUACAGAAUCUCAUGAUAAAAUCAAAAUUGAAUGUUUUCCUGAGAGUAUCGCUUGGAGAAUUGGAUGUUAUCUCUGCACCUGCUGCCCUGAAAAGGCAGCAAAGAGAUCACUGAAUGUGUUUUUAUUCUCGUGGUUCUUUUGUGGAGAAGCACAGUCCUCCUAUAUCUGAAGCAGCAUUACAUCCUCAGGCACCCGCUGUCUGUCUGUGCAGUGCAGAUGUUGUCUGUGUAACUUUAAAUAUGUCCAAAGUUUUCCAUCAUUAAUGGAAGAUUCCACUCAUAGAAUUAUGUAAAACCGCUUUUUAAGCAGCUACUAGAGGUGAUUUCUGCAGUUCAAGAUACAUUUUGUUGUUUGGUGGUGCAGCUUUCUUCCUGUUUCUGCAGGAAACUGUGGUAAUAGUGCAAAGAGAAACAAAAGACCAACAGCAGGCAGCUGCAGGACUUGUUUAGUAAAUUGACUUCAGGAUUGUACUCUGAAGGCAUCAGAGAGGGAGAUAGGAGAUUUCAGAAAUAAUCAAUAAAUCAGAUUUAAACUCUUCAUUACUUUCAGAUUAAUAAUAGGUUGGAAUUUUCCUUUAAUGAUCCUAAACUAUCUAGUUGUCAUAGCUAUACUCUGUUUGCUGUUGCUGCAGUCUAAUGCCUUGUUGGCCAUCCUAUGCAAGCUAUUUACAUCACCAUAUUGUGUGUUUGUGUUUUUAUGUUUAGUGCGGUACGUUGUUUGACUGACCUCUGCUCAGAUUUGUGCUGUCUGUUUGACACCGCCUUUGCAGAAAAAAGAGUCAAGCUGAUAAAAAACUGUCCACAAACUAUAGUAUUUAAAUAUAUAUCUACUCAAGAGAUUAUAUUUAACCCACAGUAAUAGUUCUAACAAAAAUGACAAUCUUUUUUUGACUAAAGAUGAUAUUUAAGUCCUCUAGUCAUUGAUUAAUACACCUUAAAACUCACCUCUAUGCAUCAAAGUUACAUAUUCAGAUGUUUUGUUUCUGUGACAGUAAUCCCUUCCUACCUUAAAAGCCCUCCAUGUGAAAUCCCUGCCUCUCUUUCCACCGCUCACUGUAGCUCGAGCACGCCAGCUCACCUAAGACUGUCAUCAAUACUCAGCCAUGGUGUCGACUGCUUGUCUCCCUCAUGAAAUGUCUUCCAGCAAAUGUAAAACACCAUAUGGACAAGUUAACAAGGUGAAAAACUUGAGUUUUACUGGAGGGGGUCUUUAAAGUUGUUAUUAUCCCUACGGCUUGAGUCCCAGUUGAUGGGCGACGCCUGUUUUAGAUGGUUCUGUCAGCACAAACCUCCCUCACAAACACACUCACUAGAACAGCCGCCCUGUGUUUUGCCAGUCAUACACUUGGAAGGUAAAGCAGCAGCAGGAGGGAGUGUUGGUCUUGCAUUAGCAGUAGCUCUGAUACAGGGUUGUGAGAGGGAAAGGCUGAUAUCUGAGUUAAAAUUUAAAACUGCAUAACAUGCUGUAUUCCUUUUCUAUGCGUGUGAAGACAAUCUGAAGGCCAAAUGGGAAUGGUGGACCCUGCUACUAACACAGAGCUCCUUUAGAUUAAUAGGUAAUUACAAACAAAAUUGAAUGGGACCAUAAACAACAUCAGUAAGGGUGUUUGAUUUAAUAAAAGUCUCAAGGAAAAUUUGGAAUUGCAUCAGAUUGCUCCACAACCAGCAAAUUACUCUUCUGUGCAAGUAUUGAAGCAUCCACUUGGUGUCUCCCAGUUACAUGUUUAUUAAUGCAUAGAUCAAACUGACCGUGAUUUUCCCUCACUGCCGUGAAAAUAUUUCACCAUUAGACCACAAUUUCAGCUAAGAUUAAGGAUGCAGCAGCUCAAAUUUGAAGCACACCUAAUCACUUCAAUCUGCACAUGUUUGGGAUACUUGCUGCAAAGUGCACAUGCAGAAGUACUCAGUAAAUAAAAUGAAUGAAGUGUAAUUGUGUCGUUAAAAGCCAAACUAAAGGAGGUGUCAGACUGAUGUAACACAGUAAUAAUAAUGUGAUCUGUUGGUGAUUACUUGUGGGAGGAGGACAGUAUUUCCUGACUGUUUAGUCACAGCUAAAACAACCUCACAGUAUUACACUCUACUGGCUGCAGGCUUAUUUGGGAGCUCGCAGUCCUGAAAUUGUCUUUAAAAUGGACAUUUCUGCAACAAAAUGACUUUCUCUCUGAGCCCAAAAUGACUCUACUCGAUUACACUUUCCACACACUCUCACACUCACCCUGACCGACUGGGAAUGUAAGAGAGUUGUCAUGGCAACCCUUUAGCAACACAUCUGUGUGUCGCGGAGAGAGGCUGCGAGUGUCGGGUAUAAAGUGUACGUCCUCCCAGUCUGUGUGUGUCCAUCCGUGGUCUGGUGGCUACUGUAGGUGAUUUUCCAUCAGCGACGCGAUCACUGACCUAAUUUCACACUGACGGAUUCUGUCUCUUUUCCAAAAAGUCAGCAUGCGAGGGAGAGAGGAGGGGGCGUCUGAGAGGAAUGGAUAAUGAGUGUGAUGUGUGAAAGACGAGUCAGUCCAUCUCCUUCAUUUCCUGUCUGAGAAGGAACCUUAUGUCCUUAUCUAUUUUUAUAUCCUCGUGGCAGCCGAGCUCAGUCACAUUGUUCGUUAUCUUUUUUGUGUGUGUUUGUCUGAAUUUGUUUUAGAGCACGUUUGUUCGAUGAAUUUGGGGGACAUCACACACUUUCACUUGUUGCUGUGUUGAAUUCUAAUGAAUGACCAUACUGAACACCAUGACUGUGAUGACCUGUUGUAUUUUUAUAAUAAAUGUUGAUUUUAUCUACUGA